Messenger RNA from Gymnodraco acuticeps, 417 nucleotides. RefSeq names its product histone H1-like. The transcript has 2 exons. Gene Ontology annotation, molecular function: DNA binding. The record is from RefSeq and is a predicted model, not a curated record. Lineage: Eukaryota; Metazoa; Chordata; Actinopteri; Perciformes; Bathydraconidae. The coding region runs from base 1 to 417 and encodes 138 amino acids. Gene Ontology annotation, biological process: nucleosome assembly. Gene Ontology annotation, cellular component: nucleosome.
AUGGCAGAAUCCGCUCCCGCCGCCGCCGCACCGGUCAAGUCCCCGAGGAAGAGAGCCACCAAGCCGAAGAAGGCGGGCCCCAGCGCCGCUGACCUCGUGCUGAAAGCCAAAGAGCUGGCCGUUAAAGGCAUCGACAACGCCAACCAGGUGAAACGCGCCGUGAAGAAUUUGGUGGAGAAUGGAGCCCUGGUGCAGGUCAAGGGAUCCGGAGCCAGCGGCUCAUUCAAGGCAGCCAAGGCCGCCGAGAAGCCCAAGAAGGUAGCGAAGAAGCCCGCAGUCAAAGCCAAGAAACCGGCAGCAGCGAAGAAACCCGCCGCCAAGAAGCCAGCAGCCAGCAGCCAAGAAGGCAGUAACACCCAAGACGGCGAAGAAGCCUGCUACUCCUGCAAAGAAAACCCCCGUGAAGAAGAUCACUAA